AUGAUUGACAUCGCCAUGUUGGACCUCGGAGUGUUCUGCGAUCCCAACGAAGUUGCUGGAACAUUCGGCAGAGUUUACCUUUACAAGAUGUUGGGCUUCUUUAGCCUUGUUGGCCUUUGUCGCGUCCACUGUCUUCUUGGGGACUACUAUACUGCCCUGAAGAUGUUGGAAAACGUCAUCUUUAGUCAUCAAGAAAUGUAUCACGAGGUACCUACAUGUCACAUCACCACCGGUUACUAUGUUGGUUUUGCCUACAUGAUGAUGCGUCGCUUCCAGGAUGCCAUUCGUACCUUCUCCAGCACUCUAACUUAUAUAUCCCGUGCAAGCGGCUUUGUCUCACAGCGUCAGGAUCUGCGUGACUACGUUGUAAAGCAGUCGGAUCAAAUGACCAGUCUCCUUGCUAUUUGCUUUACCCUCAAUCCAAUGCCCAUUGACCAGUCGGUGGAGCAGCAACUCCGUGAGAAGUACGCUGAGAGCCUGAAUCGCCUUCAACAAACAAACAAGGACGAAUUUACCAUGUGCUUCGACAUGGGCUGUCCUCGAUUUGUGAACCCAGACACCGUCACUGACCGCGGCGACUACGCACUGGAUGCCCAACGUCAUCAGGGCUAUGUAUUUCGCGAGGAAUUAGAAAACCUGCUAGACCUACCGCGUCUUCGGUCUUACCUGAAACUCUAUACGACCCUGCCGGUUUCUAAACUUUCUAUGUUUCUUCGUGAAAAGGACGAAAAUGUUGUGCACUCCCAGCUGAUGCGAUUCAAACACCUGCUCAAGAACGUCACCACCACCAGGGAGACCUGUGGUAGCCUGUAUGGGAAACGGCAACUCCUCUGUGACACAGACUUCUAUGUCGAUGGCGAGAUGAUUCACAUUGCGGACAUGAAGGUUGAUCGUCGUUUCUCCGAUUUCUUCAUGCUCCAAUUGGAGAAACUGCACGAGGCAAGUCAUUUCACUGGCAUUAUUGUGAUGUGA
Dibothriocephalus latus is the source of this 972-nucleotide messenger RNA. NCBI's taxonomy places the organism in Eukaryota, Metazoa, Platyhelminthes, Cestoda, Diphyllobothriidea, Diphyllobothriidae. The record is from the annotation of a GenBank genome assembly.